Linum tenue is the source of this 590-nucleotide messenger RNA. Lineage: Eukaryota; Viridiplantae; Streptophyta; Magnoliopsida; Malpighiales; Linaceae. The record is from the annotation of a GenBank genome assembly.
CAUAUGAAUUCCAUACCUCUCCUUCCUAGCCGGCGGUUCGAAUGAACAGGUGCUUUGCAAGUGUCCAACACGGCCGCAAUGGAAGCAGAAACUGGGCAAAGACAUCCGCCUCCAGCACUUGCCCAAUGGCAGUGGAAAUCAUCUUCUGUCCAAAUUGCUUGGUACAGCAAUCCUCUUUCACUCCCCAUAUCUGGAUGCGAAACGGUGCUACCGCCAGAUCAUCAAAGAUGCUUCGAGUGAUGUUGGGCAGCCAAGAUCUAAGCACCAGGAGCUUGUCGUUCACAACCCACGGGGAGCGCUUCAAUACCCAAAUCUUAGCUUCUUCACUAGGCAUCACAAAUUCAAACAGGCCAUGUUUGGCCUGCGUAACUCGGAUUUGUCCCCUUCCCACCCAUGGCGUGUUCACACCCUCUCUGAGCUCCCCAGGAGUGAUUCGAGCAGUGGAGAACACCCUCCCCAGCAAGGUACGUGCCGCUCGGAAUCUUGUGGAUUGGAUUUCUUCAAGAGAAAACUGCACCACCUGGUCUUCGUUGAUACGUGCCAUCUCCGGAACCUGCGAAAUCACCAAUGGUGCUGGCAAGUUAGGGGAA